UACGAGUGAGCGAGCUGACUGUGACAAGAUGGCCGCCAGGUGCGGACGUGGUCCUCCACUGACCAGCAGCGCGGACGAGACAUCUAGCCUUUAUUAUGUAUAUCUAUGGAAGCCCCAGUCGCCCCUAUGUCUGCAGCCAGAUGGGAAAUGUGGAAAAUACCAUAGGGAAGGUUCCGAAGCCUUACAAUUUAUUGAUUUAAAAGAACCAAUCUUUUUAAUUUUUUAUAUUCACAACAUUUAUUUUAUUAUUUAACCUUUUGAGACAUGGCCUCCAGGGGCUACAUUGUUUUACUUCAUCUGGCAAUAGUGACAAAAGAAGUGUCUCUACUGGACACCGUCGUGGGUGUCAUAGGAGGUUCUGUGGUUUUACCGUGUUUCUCUAAAGAACCUCAGCUUACACCUGAAGACAUUACAGUCAACUGGAAACACCAUAACAGACUGAAAGUAUAUGACAUUGUUAAGGGUAAAGGCUCUGUGGAAGGACAGGAUCCACAGUACAAGAACAGAGUUGAAGGUGACUCUGAGCAGCAUCUGAGAGGAAACUUCUCGUUCAAACUCAAGAAUCUUCUGUACAGUGAUGCAGGACAGUACCAGUGCUACAUCAUAGAUGAAUCAGUAAUGAAGAAAGUGGAGCUACAUAUCAAAGAGCAUCUACAGCAACGAUGUGUGGCUUCUGUUGGCGGUUCUGUGGUUUUACCUUGUUCUUCUAAAAAAUCUCAGUUUACAACAGAAGACAUUACAGUGGGCUGGAAACACAACGACACCCUGAAAGUGUAUGACAUUAUUAAGGGCAAAGUCUCUCUGGAAAAUCAGGAUUCAGCAUAUUACAACAGAACUGAAAUGAUCCAUGAGAAUUAUCAGAAUGGAAACUUCUCCCUCAAACUCAGCAACGUUCAGCUCAGCGAUACAGGAAUCUACACAUGCCACAUCACAAAUGAAUUUAUAAUUCAAAGUGUGAAACUAGAAUUUAGCCAAGGAGCACAAGCAAGACCAGAGAAGAUUUUAUUAGUGCCUUUACUUUCUGUUGUGAUUCUGCUCUGUAUGUGAGUUUUGAGAGGAGAAAUAAUUUGUCUACAGUAUUGAAACAGUCAAUGAAUAUUAUUCAUCUCAAUGUAUUAUCAGCUCAGCACAUACAUGCUUAAACUAAAAGUGAUGCCAUAUAACCUUUGAGUGAACGGUUAAUUUUUACAGUUGGCUAAAGCAUUUCAGUGUUCUGUGAAAAAUCACACAGUGAUGCAAGUCUGUAUAUGAAAAUGCAAUACAAAACACUAAAAGGAAAAAACAAAAACCUUUAUAAAUGGAAUGUCAAUGAAUGUUACAGGACAGAACUUGUAUCGUAUGAAUUGACAGAUAAUAGUUUUACUGAAUGUGCAACAUUUACUCAACUAUAACCUUAGUGUUAGCUGACAGGGACGUGUUCAUUUCAUAUUUACAUCUAAUUUGCUUUUAGUUGAUGUAGGUUGGCUAUUUUUUUACAAAUUUUGUUGUUGUUGUUUAAAAAAGUAAAUGUAUAUAGCAAGUCUAA
This is a messenger RNA of Carassius gibelio (silver crucian carp), 1525 nucleotides long. Its product is annotated as CD276 antigen homolog. The record is from RefSeq and is a predicted model, not a curated record. Gene Ontology annotation, cellular component: external side of plasma membrane. The coding region runs from base 265 to 1047 and encodes 260 amino acids. The transcript is spliced from 5 exons. Gene Ontology annotation, biological process: T cell costimulation; cell surface receptor signaling pathway; negative regulation of T cell proliferation. Lineage: Eukaryota; Metazoa; Chordata; Actinopteri; Cypriniformes; Cyprinidae.